Messenger RNA from Lethenteron reissneri (Far Eastern brook lamprey), 4868 nucleotides. RefSeq names its product collagen alpha-2(I) chain-like. NCBI's taxonomy places the organism in Eukaryota, Metazoa, Chordata, Hyperoartia, Petromyzontiformes, Petromyzontidae. The record is from RefSeq and is a predicted model, not a curated record. Gene Ontology annotation, molecular function: protein kinase A regulatory subunit binding; DNA binding. Gene Ontology annotation, cellular component: nucleus; nuclear matrix.
UGACGUCACUUCCCGUCCACCACCGCGCGCGUCGUCGCUCGCUCCUGCAGGGCCUGGACACAAUGGAGUUUCCUCGCCGCGGUCAAAGGUGGCCCGGCCGAAAUGACGAGAGAUUUGGAGAAGAUAUUCGAAACCCAUCUGACCCAAGAAUGUCGAGAGGAGACAUGGGGCCACAGAAGGGAGGUAAAACGUACACUAAGGCUGUGAAGCUGCUCGAAACGAUGCUGGAAAUGGUGCAGUCUGAACGUUCAAACAACCCGCCUGGUGGAGGUGGACGUGAAAGGUCACCUCACAGAGGACACAACUCAAGUGAGUCGUUUGACUCCAGGCCAAGAUUCAAUGAACCCAACCCAUUCAUUCAGCAGGGCACAAGAAUACGUAGCUCUGACCGUGACAACUUCAGAAAGCCUCAAGAGCAUCCUCAUAUCCAAGGCAACAGUCAUGAUGACAAGUAUAAUGUUCCUGCCUGGACAGAAUAUCCAGACCACCAAGAAAUUGGAAGACCAAAUAGAGCGAAAAAUCUUGAAUGGCCUUCCAAUGCUCAGCGCCAUGGGAGGGAUAGCAUUGCUGAUGUGCAAGAUUUUCAAAGAUACGCCAACAAGCAAGGUUUAAAACAUCGGGACACUGAACCACUGUUUGUGAAUUCUGAUCGCGAUCCAAAUUUUAAAGAUUCGGAAAACAGUAUGCCAUUUGAAGGUCGAAGCAGACCAGGAUAUGUGGGAUUCAACAAAAAUCCAAGUCCUCACAGUCCAGACUCGAGGCCAGGAUUACCAGAGCCAGUUGAUAAGAGAGGCUUUAGAGGUCCAGAUGACAGGUCUCGUUUUGGAGGUCCACAGGGUAUGUUAGGUUUUGAAGGGCCAAAAAGGUCAGGCAAUCAAGGUCCAGCUAACAGAUCAGGUUUUAGAGGUACAGAUGACAGGUCACAAUAUAGAGGAUCAGACAGCAUGUCACGUGUUCAUGGUCCUGAAAUUAGAUCCGGGUUCAUAAGUCCUGCCUCCACAUCAGGCUUUGGGGGUUUGGAUGACAGAUCAGGCUUUCAAGGACCAAAUGAAACCUCUGGCUUUGACAGUAAGGAUGUCAAGUCAAGCUUUCAAAGUCAAAAUGACAAUCCUGUUCUCAGAGGUCCAAGUGAUAUGACUGGAUUUGCAGGGUCACAAAAAGGAUUGCUGUUUCAAGGCCCUGACAAUAGACACAGCCAUGGAGGCUCAACUGGCAGACAAGACAUCAAAGGUUUAAAUGACAGACCAGGAAUUCCAGGCCAUGGGUGCAUACCAAGCUUUGGAGUUUCAGACAGUAGAGAAGGAUUUGGUGGUUCAGACCUAAAGCAAGGGUUUGUAGAUGUAGGUGAUAGGUCAGGCCUUAGAGAUUCCAAUAACAGGCAGCGUUUUGAAGGUGCAAGCAGCCAGUUGGCCUUUGGAGCUCCGGAUACUCAGUCUGACUUUAGAGUUUUGGAUAACAAGCUGGGAUUUGGAGGUCAAAAUAAUAGACCAGGCUAUGGUACUGCAGACGCAUCAGGUUUUGGAGGUCUGAAAAGCACUCAAGCCUUUGGAGGUCUGGACAGUAGGCCAUACCCUGGAGGUUCAGAUGACCGGCCAGGUUUCGGAGGUCACGAUGACCGGCCAGGUUUCGGAGGUCACGAUGACCGGCCAGGUUUCGGAGGUCACGAUGACCGGCCAGGUUUCGGAGGUCACGAUGACCGGCCAGGUUUCGGAGGUCACGAUGACCGGCCAGGUUUCGGAGGUCACGAUGACCGGCCAGGUUUCGGAGGUCACGAUGACCGGCCAGGUUUCGGAGGUCACGAUGACCGGCCAGGUUUCAGAGGUCACGAUGACCGGCCAGGUUUCGGAGGUCACGAUGACCGGCCAGGUUUCGGAGGUCACGAUGACCGGCCAGAUUUCGGAGAUCCAAAUAUCUCACCAGGUAUUGAAGUUACAAUUAACCGACCGGGUUUUGGAGGUCAUAAUGACCGACCGGGUUUUAGAGGUCUAAGUGACCGACCAGAUUGUGAAGAUACAUCUGACAGGUCAGGAUUUGGAGGUACAAAUGACCAACCAGGUUUUAAAGCUCCAGAUGACCCGCCAGGUCUUGAAGUUACAAAUUACCGGCCAGGUUUUGGAGGUCAUGAUUACCGGCCAGAUUUUGGAGGGCCUAAUGAUCGACCAAGUUUUGGAGGUCAUGAUGACCGAUCAGGUUUCGGCGGUGCAAAUGACCGGCCAGGUUUUGGAGGUCAUGAUGCCCGGACAGGUUUUGAAGGGCCUAAUGAUCCACCAAGUUUUGGAGGUCAUGAUGACCGACCAGGUUUCGGAGGUCCAAAUGAUCAACCAGAUUUUGAAGGUACAAAUGACCGGUCAGGUUUUAAAGGUGCAAAUGACCAGCCAAGAUUUGGAGACCCAAAUGAUCGGCCAGGCUUUAGAGGUCCAAUUGAUCGACCAUAUUUUGAAAGUACAAAUGACCAACCAGGUUUUAGAGGUUCAAAUGACCGACCAGGAUUUGGAGAACCAAAUUACCAGCCAGGUUUUGGAGAUCCAAAUGACGGGCAUGGUUUUGGAGGUCCAACUGACCGGCAAGAUUUUGGAGGUUCAACUGACCAUCAAGACUUUGGAGGUCCCAAUAACAGGUCUUGGGUUCGAAGACCAAAUGUAGAGCCAAGAUUUGAAAGUCGAAAUGUUAAGCCUUUGCUUGAAGGCCUCCAUGACUAUUCUGGGUUUGGUGGUCCAGUUGUACAUCCAGGUGUUGGAGGUUCCAAUGAGCAGUUACGAUUUGAAGAUCCAUACGUACAGCCGGGGUUCGGAGGCCCAAAGAACCGGCAACAUUUUAAACCUCCAGGGUUUGGACAACGUGGCAUCAGAGGCUCUGGUACAAGCGGUAUGCAGCAUUUUGGAGGUCGAGGAGAUGGGCCAGGGUUUAGAGGUCAAUACAAUAAAAAUGUUGGGUUUGUUAAAAAUCAAAAGAAGCGCAUUCGCGCACAUAAACUUAUCAGCAAAACAUGGAUUCAUGGGAAAAGAGUAGGUCCUCCUGUCGUUGAAAAAAAACACCCGGAUUCUGUGAAUACCAAGAGCAGCACCACUUUAGCACCUUCAGGGGAUCCAAAAUCCCAUCACAAGCCAUCCACGCCAAGUGACACUGCAGUUGGCGCCGAGGCAAAGAAAGCGACGAUAAAACCUGUGCAGGACGCAAGUUCCUGCCCGCAAAAACUCCCCGACGCUGGGAAAGACGAGAAACCUCAAGCCAAGCCCGCUCAAUGUCGGUACAACUACGCCUGCUGUUUGUGCAAAGUCGCUGCUCAAGCGCGCGCCGAGAUGGACUCCCACAUGGCGAGCAAAAAGCACAAGCAGCUGAUGAAGCAACUCGUGGAACUUUGUCCCAACGGAGAAACCGUCUCUAGUUUCUUUCAAACGUACAUGGACUGGAGGAACGCCAGAGUGGCGAAGCUCAACGGCGUCGUCAACCGCCCCUUGGAAGGGCACCCGACUGCCUCGUCAAGUGACCCAAACAAAAAAGCAGAAGCAGCGCUUGACGCAGCGCUGGAGGCGACGCGCGUUGUGUGGUGCCACGCGUGCCGUGUGCACGUGCCCUACGUCUCCAAGUGUCUGAAGGAGCACAUGUACUCGGAGUUGCACAUCACUAACAGAAAGGUGACCAUGAAGGAGAGAACGACCAACGUGGUGGACAUAGUGAAGAGCUUAAUGCAGCUCCCAAAAAGCCUCGCUUUGUUGGAGUCCUUUAAAAAGGGUAAAGAUCCGUUCACAAACGUAAGCGCCUUCAUCGAGGAGUGGGAAUUCAAUCCUGAAGACAACGUAAAAGAGAAAUCCGUCGAAGCGAGUGCCAAGGUUGUGACGCUUGAAGCGGGCGCCUCCGGGCAAAAGCAAGUGCCCGUUGUGGAGCUUCUGAAGAAGCAUAGCCAGCCUGAAGCUGCUCACUCGUCUGCUUUUGAAAGCGCCAAGGGGAGCAUCCCAGCUCCGGUGAACGCGGAAAAGCAGAUUAAGCUGGCGGGUAAUGAGAUUGAUUUGGCUAAGAAGAAAAGACCACACAUCCCUGCUAAACCUUUCAACGUUAAGAAGGAGAGACUCGACGACGUUCCUGAUCAAACAUCUUACGUUAAGGAGAGAAUCAAUGUUCCUGCUAAACCUUCCAACGUUAAGGAAAGAAUCGAUGUUCCUGCUAAACCUUCCAACGUUAAGGAAAGAAUCGACGUUCCUGCUAAACCUUCCAACGUCAAUAAGGAGAUGAUCGACGUUCCUGCUAAACCUUCCAACGUUAAGGAGAGACUCAAUGACGCUCCCGCUAAAACUUCCUCCCAUGCAGCAGCAGCAGCAGCUGCGAGUGUCACAACGGCGCAGAAGCAAAUGGCGAAUGCUCACCGGGCCGAUGUUGACGACCGUGCGGAUGGAGGCAUGGGGGAAGUUAAAAUUAAGAUUGAAGGAGGAGGGGUCGAGGGAGAUAUCAAAGGGGACUUGGAAGAGGAGGGCAUAGUUGUGCUCAACAUGGAUGAGGACUUCCAGCUGGAUGAUUUUGACGAUGAGGAUUAUGAAGCCGGUGAAAUUGUGCACAUUAUGGCCGGGGAAUAGACCCGAAUAGCAAACUCGGCAGCAUCGGUGGCCUGGUUGCGACUAGGUUGCGUGCGAGACCCUGCCGAUUUGCUAAACGUCUUGUUUGUCAAACAUAAACAGGCAUUGUUGUGAUUGAACAGGCAUGGACGUGACACAAUAUUAAUUCUUUAAAUGAAAAAUCCUACAGGGGGCUAGCAGUUAAGUGCCGGCUCACACCUUCUAACGCGAAGCAAAUGUGUUAGCCCCCAGUUCGCGCGCUGUAGAUUUUCACACUGUAUUUUUACGUUGCCAUUAAUAAAUUUAUUUUUACGUCUUUAA